This is a messenger RNA of Dipodomys ordii (Ord's kangaroo rat), 354 nucleotides long. It is a transcript of the gene Mxra7, whose product is annotated as matrix-remodelling associated 7. The transcript has 5 exons. The record is from RefSeq and is a predicted model, not a curated record. NCBI's taxonomy places the organism in Eukaryota, Metazoa, Chordata, Mammalia, Rodentia, Heteromyidae. Bases 1 to 354 code for a protein of 117 amino acids.
AUGCUGAAGACGAGUCCGUCCGUGACAUCCUCCCACCGCCCAGGGCGUCAGGCGGAGGAGCAGGAGGCAGAGGCGAGGCAGGAAGAGGAGCCUGACUCAGACAGCGAGAAGGACCCGCCCCCUGCAGGGCCCGAGGAAGAGGAUGCAGAGGCCUUCUCCUUUAAGUACCGCCCGGGCCAACUGAGAGGAAACCAGUACAAGAAGAUGAUGACCAAAGAAGAGCUGGAGGAGGAGCAGAGAGUUCAGAAGGAACAGCUGGCUGCCAUCUUCAAGCUCAUGAAGGACCACAAGGAGACGUUCGGGGAGAUGGCCGACGGAGACGUGCAGGAACAGCUGCGGCUCUAUGACAUGUAG